AGUAUUGGGCCUCAGCCCAGUAUAAGUAAGAAGAAGCUACGGUGACAUAAGAAGAAGAACUAGAUCCAGGAAGACAAAAAAGGAGGGAGAGAGAGACGUGUCACUCACUUGGGCCUUGGCUUCCUCCUCUCUUCCAAAUCGGCAAAUCGGAGGAAUUUGUGCUCUCUGGAUAGAUUAAAAAAAAAAAAACACUAAGAGAUUCCAUUACUUUCCCUCUGUUUCUUCCCUGUACAUUCACUCUAUCGAGGCCCUCCGAGCUUACUUUUAGAAGAUGGACAUCGAACAGAAGCAGGCGGAAAUAAUCGAUAUAUUCGUUAAACGAGCUUAUGUAUCCAAAGGCGAUGCUCUUGCAUCUAUCCUACUAGAAGCUACUUCGCAUCCUUGGCUUUUCGCCUUCUCCGAGAUUUUGGCUCUGCCUUGUGUUGCCGAGCUUAAAGGGACCACUAACUCUGUAUACCUCGAUGUACUACGGUUAUUCGCACAUGGCACAUGGAGUGAUUACAACAAAAUGCAACACUGGUUGUAUUUCCCAAUUGGUUCCUGUUCAAGUUCUUAAGCUGAAGCAGCUCACCGUCCUUUCUCUGGCGGAGGUAAACAAGAUAUCUCAAACAUACGUGAGCUCGAAGAUUUUCUUAUCAAUGAAUGCAUGCCAGGGUAUAGUUAGAGGAAAACUUGAUCAGUUGAAAAGAUGCUUUGAGGUUCAGUUUGCAGCUGGUAGAGAUCUAAGGCCUGGACAGCUUGGGAAUAUGAUUCACACACUGGAAAAUCUGUCGAGUACAUCAAAAGAUCUGCUGGUUUCAAUUCAAGAUAAGAUAAAAGGGGCUGACAAUAUGAGUGAAGUGGACAAUAGAAAUCGAAAGGAAGUAGAAGAGAGGGUGGAAGAAGUGAAAAAGUCAAUAUCCUUGAAGUUGCACACUGUGGGCAGGAAGAGAUAUUUGGUGAACCAAGUGGAGUGAUGGACUAUGAAGAGGACCGAAGCAGGCCCAAGAGGUUUUGAUGCCUGGAUUGCUGGAAGAAAAAAGAAAUUAAGAAUGAAGUAAAAAGGCUCUAUGAUUUGCAGAUGUCUUCUAUAGAAGAUGAAUUGUUGUAAUCAAUUAUUAAUAUAUAGGGAGGAGAAUCAGAUUGGUAGUAUUGUAGUAAAUGAGCCAAAAUAUGGACCAAAAAUAAUGAAAACAAAUGAAUUAUGAAAGGUGUUUUUGUAAUACAGACAGCUCAUAAUCUAAUCCGAGGGAAGGAAGAAGUGUAGCUGUUAGGUUAAUUAUGUUCCGCCGUUUAGCUGCCUGGGAAAUGGGCUCCAACGAACGCUGGCGUUUGUGACCGGCGUGAGUGACCCUCACGGGCUCAGCCUGGUCAAUGCCGAUAAGGUGAGGAAAGUUAAGCUUAGCCUUGGAGCCCCGCAUCUUGAAAGCUGCGCGGUCAUAUGCCACCGCGGCCUCCUCGGACGUCUCGUAGGUCCCCAACCACGUUCUGGCCCCGUUCUUGUUCGGAUCUCUGAUCUCGGCGGCGUAUUUCCCCCAUGGUCUUCUCCUCACUCCUUUGUAAUUUGCGCCUCUCCGUGGCGGCUCAGAAGAAGAAGAUGAUGAUGAUGAAUCUUCUUCAACUGGAGAUCUGGAAGCUCUGAGAUCAAAAUCGUCCUCCUCCAGCAGUUGAUGGCGAAUCCAGUCCAGAACUGUCGAGCCGUUAUCCCAUGGAGAAUAUAUAUAUAUAGAAAGGGGAAUGAAUGAUUGAAUCACACAGGCCUCUUCAUUUUUAAUAUUGGAGGACCAUGCAGUUGCUGGGAAGCACAGAAUCAGUCACGUUUUACUCAAUGUUCUUCUCUCUAUUUUAUUAUAAAAAGUAAAAAUAGGCAAAGGAAUCUUGAACCAAUCCCGUUUUCGUUCUUCUAACUCGUUGGUUUACACUUUACCCGCACGCAGCACGAAGGAGCUUAUUACUAGUAUUUUUUUUU
Molecule: messenger RNA, 1948 nt
Organism: Camelina sativa (false flax)
Lineage: Eukaryota; Viridiplantae; Streptophyta; Magnoliopsida; Brassicales; Brassicaceae
Product: COP9 signalosome complex subunit 7
Cellular component (GO): COP9 signalosome
Source: RefSeq, a predicted model, not a curated record